This is a messenger RNA of Hipposideros armiger (great roundleaf bat), 1054 nucleotides long. RefSeq names its product parathyroid hormone 2 (gene PTH2). Gene Ontology annotation, cellular component: extracellular region. The record is from RefSeq and is a predicted model, not a curated record. The transcript has 3 exons. Gene Ontology annotation, biological process: neuropeptide signaling pathway. Lineage: Eukaryota; Metazoa; Chordata; Mammalia; Chiroptera; Hipposideridae. Bases 698 to 1009 code for a protein of 103 amino acids.
AAAUUCCUCCCUGAGAAGGAUUAGACACAUCCACCGGGUAGCUCGGGGUUCUGUCUGUCUCUUUCCCCUCUUCGACGUCUCUGUAAGACUUCCUUGAUAUUUUUUGCCUGUCAUUUUACCUGCUUUCACAUCCCCACCACACACACUCUUUGCCUUCUCUUGCCUGUCCCUCUUUCCUAUCUCACACUCUUUCUGGUUCUCUCCCUGCCUGGAUUUAUUUGUCUCUGGGCAUCUCUUGUCCAGGCUGGCCAUCCUUCCAUUUCCUUCUGUCUUUCGAGAGCCUUUUCCCUCAUCUCUAGCCGGCUCUGUUUGUCCAUUUCUUCUUUUUCCUUUCUUUCUUCCUCUGUUGCUCCCUUUCUUCCUCUCUUUCCUUUCCUCUGUCACUCUGUCUCUGUCUUUCCCUCUCAUGGUUACUUCAUCUCUUUGUGUCUCUGCUUGUCUUCGUUAGUCUCUGCUCUGUGGUUUUUCCAGUGUCUCUCUUUCUCUCGGUGUGUCUCUGGCUUCUUCACUGAUCGUCUCUCCGCCAGUCUCUAUUUUUAUCCCUCUGACACACCCCUUGUGUCCACUUCUCCGUCUGUCUGUCUCUCCCCCUCCCACUUCUCCUCAGGUCCCAGCUCCUGGUCCCAAUUAGUUGGUAGCAGCCAAGGCAGCGGCGGGGCCCCCACCCCCGGCUUCUCAUUACCGCUUGCGGCUCCUAAUGAGCCUGGGGGCGAUGGAGACUCGCCAGGCGCCCAGGAACUCCCGGGUGCGGCUGCUGCUGCUCUUCUUGCUGCUUGUGCCCUGGGGCGUCCGCACUGCCUCAGGCUUCGCCCUGCCCCCCGCGGGCGUCUUCAGCCUCCGCUCCCCUGGCCGGGCCUGGAUGGGUCCCGCCACCCCGCUGUCGCGGCGAAGCCUGGCGCUGGCGGACGACGCGGCCUUCCGCGAGCGCGCGCGGAUGCUGGCCGCCCUCGAGCGCCGCCACUGGCUGAACUCGUACAUGCACAAACUGUUGGUGCUGGACGCGCGCUGAGAGCCCGCCCCCCCCCAUUAAUAAAGACCCUGCUGUGCUUCCGAA